UAUUAUGAUAUCCAACCCUUUCCAAAAAUCAUCGCCAUGGGUGCGGUCGAACAUAAUGAGGUAGGAAGAAAGCAAUCAAAUUGGUUUCAUCGACAGGUUCUCGCCCAAGUGAUCUGCCGUCUGCCAGAGAGGCCUUGUGUCAUGACUUCCUGGGACAUGGGAUCGCAGCGCAUGCUUGUAUUUAUUCGGACCGAUCGGAUUACAGAGCUCGUCCUCCUUCAGCCGCUCUUGGCAACACUCUGUUGCCAAGAGAGGCUUUACAAACAAGGGAACCGGAAGGAGUGUCUACCCCAGGCUUGCGCGGCUUUUUCGUGUAAGCCACCUGACAAGGAGCUGAUCGAGGUGGAUGGCGACCUGAGAACCAUCCUUCAAGAAGGAGCCAGCGAGGCAAUGGGAGCGAUCUCCGUUUACCCAGAGAGUAUCGUAUCUGUGAGCUGUUCGAAUCUCAUCUACAGACAAUCCGAAGAAAAGCUCGCUGGGGGCGGUGGAUCGCAAAAAAAUCCCGCGGAAAGUCUCGAACUAGUAGGAAGCGGCGUACUGCUAGGUAUCCAGGAGCGCGAAAUACCACUUCUACUGACUCUUCGGCCCAUGGGGAUGUCAACGAGUCUCCCCAUUAUACAAGUGUCGGUUUCCACACAUGGACUACUACGGGGGCUACAACCUUGUUCAAAAGGAGCAUCCUCUCCACAGAGUCUGAUUAUAUGUUAGCAUCACUCAUAC
Molecule: messenger RNA, 720 nt
Organism: Pseudovirgaria hyperparasitica
Lineage: Eukaryota; Fungi; Ascomycota; Dothideomycetes; Acrospermales; Acrospermaceae
Exons: 1
Coding region: 37-708 (223 amino acids)
Source: RefSeq, a predicted model, not a curated record